AUGACCUCUAAUCAAUCAAAAAAACGCGCAUACGAUGGCGCUUUUGAUAACACACCACCACCACCACCACCACAUCAACACCAAAAUCCUCUAACUACAUGGGCACACGCAAUUGUAGAUGCAACAAGUACUCUCUUCAAUUCUUGGAUCACCCCAUUAUCAUCACCUCCAUCCUCACAACCCUCUUCACAAUCUCCAACGCCACCUUCUAAACGAUUACGGAAAAUUGAAAUCCCAGGAUCAUAUCCAAUCUCUACUCAUCCAUCUCCACCUGUUUUGGCCCAGCAAAUCUUCCCUAAACCAUCACUACCAUCACUACCAUCACUACCAUCACCACCACCACCACAACAACAACCCUCACAACCCUCACAACCCUCACAACCCUCACCAACUAAACAAUCAAAAAAACAACUUACCCAAAUUAAUGAAAUAAAUUCACUUCCUUUAACAUAUACCCCAACAAAAUCUCUUGUCCUACCACAACCUCCUGCAGAUGCCCUCGUUCUUCACCCACCCCGUCUUUCAUGGGAACAAUCCAUAGACAUCACUGACCAACUGGCCACCGAGCGCUACUUCGAAACACUCCGCCGUGAGCGUCUUAUCCGUGGUAUUAGGCGUCACAAAUUACGCUACCCAUCCAGCUUAACUUCUCAAAUAUCUUCUCCAGCUCUAUCCCCCUCAACAACACCUUCAAAAUACCCUCCCACAACUCAGCAACGAUCUCCACUCUCCGGUGCUCUUCUCCCCACAAAAGUAGGUGGCGGUGCCAUUUUUUCACGUCCGGAAAAACUUGCCACCAGUUCUAACAAUGUUUUUUCUACCGCUCCACUUGCUGCGCGUGCAUUCCAGGUCGAUGAUCAUGCAUGGAUUCGUGAACAACAACUUCAACGACAACGCUACACUCCUCGCCAGAUCGAGGCGCCGGCUUACGCGUUUGAAUGGUAUUAUUCUAAGCCACCAAUCGAGCUUCCAGAAAAUGAACCUUCUGCUGCUAUUUUCGCACAAACAUACCUGCGAAUCAUUGAAAAACGUCAACGAGAACAGGCAGAAAUCGAUCGUCUGCGGCGUGAAGAAGAAGCAAACCGGGCACGACUUGAAGCUCAAGCUAAACGCGAAAAGGAAAAACAAGAACAAGAAGAAGCAGAACGUAAAUUAAAAGAAUUACAACGCGUUAAACCUCUCCCACAAGAUGCACGUAACCGUGUCCAAUGGGUGUGGCAACAACGCGACCCAGGACUUGUUCUCGCAGAUGCUUACCGUAUCUCGGUUUCAGUCCACGAUGCAUGCACACUACGACCCGGCGCGUGGCUAAAUGACAAUGUGAUUGAUUUUUAUCUUAGCAUGGUAACUGCUCGGUCAUCUUUACCUUCACUUUCACCUUCACCUUCACUUUCUACGGAUACUUUACUUCCCACUGUAUUUGCAUUCAGUACCCAUUUCUACUCGCGACUCCAGGAUGCUGGGUACCAAAGCGUGCGCCGCUGGGCUAAGCGUAAAGGUGUGGACGUUACCGCCGUCGAUUAUGUUUUUGUCCCUAUCAACCGUCACAAUACCCACUGGUGUCUUGCUGUAAUCAACAACCGAGCACAUACUUUUGAUUUUUAUGAUUCCAUGAAUGGUGCUGGUUCCCAAGCAUUGACCCACCUUACUGAAUAUAUGCACCAACAAACUCUCGAUACUCAUCCAGAAAUGAACCCUCCCCCAAGUGACUCUUAUACUCACCGCGACCGUGUGCCAUGUCCGCAACAGGAAAACGGUUUCGAUUGUGGUGUUUUUGUUUGCAAAAUGGUCGAGGUUCUUUCCCGUAACGGUAACCUCGCCAGCUUCUCCCAGCGUGACAUGCCUGAAUUGCGCCAACGAAUGCUCUACGAAAUCCUCACAAACAACUUCCUAGAUUAA
This is a messenger RNA of Magnusiomyces paraingens, 1899 nucleotides long. RefSeq lists its product as uncharacterized. The record is from RefSeq and is a predicted model, not a curated record. Bases 1 to 1899 code for a protein of 632 amino acids. NCBI's taxonomy places the organism in Eukaryota, Fungi, Ascomycota, Dipodascomycetes, Dipodascales, Dipodascaceae. Gene Ontology annotation, cellular component: nucleus. Gene Ontology annotation, molecular function: deSUMOylase activity. The transcript has a single exon. Gene Ontology annotation, biological process: protein desumoylation.